This is a messenger RNA of Cladophialophora yegresii CBS 114405, 2244 nucleotides long. RefSeq lists its product as uncharacterized. Gene Ontology annotation, cellular component: cytoplasm; nucleus; CCR4-NOT complex. NCBI's taxonomy places the organism in Eukaryota, Fungi, Ascomycota, Eurotiomycetes, Chaetothyriales, Herpotrichiellaceae. Bases 1 to 2244 code for a protein of 747 amino acids. Gene Ontology annotation, molecular function: poly(A)-specific ribonuclease activity; protein binding. The record is from RefSeq and is a predicted model, not a curated record. Gene Ontology annotation, biological process: nuclear-transcribed mRNA poly(A) tail shortening. The transcript has 2 exons.
AUGGCAGAUGGUGCAUUCCGGUUCCAUCAGCCUGGAGCCGGGCAAUAUUAUCCCACCCAGCACAACAACCAUCGUAACCAGAACCGGCCGAGCUCCCCAUCGGGCGCACGAAGACCUUUCACCAACGACACACCUUCUCCGUCAAGAUCGCCAGUGAAUCACUCGCUCGGCCACAACUUCAACAUGUACGCCCAGAACGGAUACCAGGGACAGCAUGGCCUGAUGAACGGAGCGCAGAAUCAUCAACGUUAUGGAAACAUGCAUCUGUCAAAGUACCAGCAGCCGCACCAUGCUCACCACAAUGUCAACCAACACCACGCGCAGCACCAUCACGGCGGACAGUUGGGCCACCAGCACAAUCUCUCCUCUGGCGGCUUCCAAUCUGCGACCCCUCAUCUGCCCACCUACGCUCACGAGCAUCUGCCCAACGGUAACGGUAAUGGGAUGCCUCACGACGAUGUGGACGAGCCGGACAACGAGCACUGGCGGGAACAAAAACAGUUUUGGGAAGAAAGCAAAGAUCUCAACGGGCCGAAUCAGCGGGCGCGCACGGUGGCGCAUCAUUCGAAAGGCGUCAACUUUGUCCCUUUGGGUGCGGCUGCGGAGGACAUGAACACAGACAAUGCCCGCAUUGCAACGUCGAACGGACAGAUCACCAGCCGACAGACAUGGGACGAACUAGAUCUGGGCGGCCAAGGUCUCUGCGCGCUCUCUCCCGUGCUCUUUAACCCCUCGUACCAUUUCCUGAAACGUCUCGAUCUCGUAUAUAAUCAGCUAGAAUCGCUUCCCCCGGAGAUUGGACGAUUGAAGAAUCUCGAGCAUCUCGACGUCUCUUUCAAUCAACUGACAGAACUGCCUGAAGAGAUCGGCAUGCUCACGAACCUCAAACAGCUUCUCCUCUUCAAUAACCAUAUCCAGACACUCUGCUAUGAACUUGGAUUCUUGUACAAGUUGGAGGUGCUUGGUGUCUAUGGCAACCCCUUGGAGCAAGGCCAGCGCGACAAGAUCACCGAAGGUGGAACACGAAAAUUGAUCGAGUAUCUCAGAGAGAGCAUGCCAGAACCUCCCCCUCCGCGAGAACGAGAAUGGCAUCAGCUAGAAGAGAUCGACGGCGACGACCCGAAUCAGGAUACCAUCAAAGUAUUGAACUACAACAUCCUGUGCGACCGUUAUGCGACACAGCAGCAGUAUGGCUAUGUCCCGGAGCGCGUUUUGACUUGGGGCUUCCGCAAGACAUUGAUUCUAGAGGAAAUUCGAGAGAUGAAUGCCGAUAUAGUCUGUCUGCAAGAAUUGGAUCGAAACAGUUACGACGACUUCUUCCGCGGGGAAUUGUCCAUUUCCGGCUACAAAGGUUACUACGCUCAGAAGAGUCGGGCCGAGACUCUCGGUGAUUCCGCCAAGUUUGUUGACGGGUGUGGCACCUUCUGGAAAGACAAGAAAUAUGUCGUGCUGGACACUCAGCAUCUUGUUCUUGGACGAAAAGCGGUGGAGCGUCCAGGUGCAAAGGCCUCGGCAGAUAUGCUCAAUCGAGUCUGGCAGAGAGACGACAUUGCAACUGUCGUCUUCCUCGAGAAUCGUGUGACCGGGUCUCGAGUAGUGGUCGUCAAUGCUCACAUCUACUGGGAUCCCGCAUUCAAGGACGUGAAGUUGAUUCAAGCCGCGGUUCUGAUGGAAGAGCUGUCGAAACUGACGGAUCGCUAUGCGAAGAUGCCUCCGGCGACAAACAAACAAGCUUUCCGCUUCUCUGACUCCGAGGACGACCCCUUACCCGAGCCCGGCCCGUCGCUGUCCUAUUCUACAGGUCCUCAGAUACCGAUGAUUAUUUGCGGCGACUUCAACUCCGGCGCAGGAUCAGCGGUAUACGAUCUGUUCACCAAGAAAGGUUUGACUGCUGAACACUCUGACCUGGAUGGAAGAGAUUACGGCGCCUUUUCACGUGCGGGCAUGUCCCACCAGUUCGCGCUCAAGUCCUCCUAUGCCGCCAUCGAGGGAGAGAUGCCCUUCACCAACUACACGCCCAACUUUGUCGACGUGCUGGACUACAUCUGGUACUCGAACACCUCCCUACGUGUGGUUGGUCUCCUCGGCGCAAUCGACCCCGAAUAUCUCAAGCGCGUCCCGGGGUUCCCGAACUUCCACUUCCCGAGUGACCACAUCGCCAUUGUCGCGCAGUUCAAGGUUGAGAAGCAGAGAGGCGCGCAGAAGACCAUCGAUGCGGACUUUGGACCCUCUUCCAAGAAGUAG